UGCGCACGCAUGCAGUUUUACAGCUCAAGCGCAUUUUCCCUAUAGAUGAUGUCAUUAACCAAAGGGGUAAUGUGCCAUCGAUAAGCUUAAAGAAAACACGAAGGCAAUAUAAAGUUAGAAACAGUUGAAUGGAGGUGCACCGGUGCGGACUGAGGAGCAUUGCGUGGGUAAGACCAAGAGAACUUAAACUGAGACCUUUCCAAUCCACGUGGACACACAGUGAAGGCACAUUCCGUGUCUUUGUUUAAAAAACGAACGUGUAGGGAUUCUCUGCAUUCAUGAAAUGUUCACACCUGUGCGAGUUUGUGUCAAGUUUGGCUGAAGAUGAACAAUUGUGCGUUACAAAAGACUUCAACAGGAGAAGAGCUUGCAGAACUUUAUAGGAAAAUAUUGCUUAUGUAGGACUGAGAAUAUUUUUAGUAUUUAGUAAACAUAAACAGUGCACAAUGUUGGGAUCACGUAAAAGUGGUUGGGUCCUUGUGAGCGUCCUGAUCUCUCUUUGGGUCGUGCGCGUGAUCUGCUUCCCAACGAGACAUCGGCAGUGCGCAAACGCUGCUGGAUUCAGACACGGCGUCUCCGGAGAGAAAACCUCUCAGACAACUUCAAGAGACACCAGCCAUGAGCAUAACUUUCUGAGCGAGCAGAAUCAGGUCCAGAGGGAUUUGGGAGAUUCACAACCUCACCAACAGAAGUGGCACCAGCACCACUCCACAAGUGGCCUACCUCAGCCUGAGCCUGAGGAAGAAUCCAAACCAUUUGUCCUAGACCUCAAAAACUUCCCAGACCUGGCAAAUGCUGACCUUGGCUCCCAAAACCCAAACAUUCAGGUGACUAUAGAGGUGUUGGAGGACCCUCCUCUGGAAACAGAAAAGAACCUUGUUGAAGAAUGGAAUGAGGACUUGCCCAUGUCUUCCUCCUCUCCUCCCUCUACUGUAGACUGGGUGGGUGGGAAAAAGCUGUUUUGGCCAUUGUUCUGGAGUUACACGGAUGCCGAUUCAGGUGAGGAUGGUACAGGCAAAACAGUGGAGGAAGAGGACGACUACACUGGGGAGGAAGACAGCGGAGAACCCCUCCAUAGUGGCCUGGGAGUAGAUUGGGAAGGCUCAUGGAGUCCUGCUCAAAGCCAAUAUGAAAUGAAAGAGGAAUGGAGUGCAUGGACACCCUGUAGUGUCCCCUGUGGUCAUGGCAACCAGAGCCGCUCACGUUCAUGUGGAGAUUUCUGCACAUCCACUGAGUCCCAAAGCUGUGACCUUGCCCCAUGCCCAGAUGAUUUGAACAGUGUGGCCGAUGUCUUUCCAUUUAAGUUGGACAAUGGCACAGAAGACUUUGGCACUGAUGUUGACAGCUGUGAGAAGUGGUUAAACUGUAAGAAUGAGUUUCUUCAGCGUUAUCUGCAGCAGGUUUUUAUUGAAUUACCCAGCUGCCCUUGCACGUACCCCUCAGAGGCCUCUAACAGCAUAAUCGAUCUGCGAGACGCGGGACAUAACCGGACCUUCCGAUGGAGGGAUGCCAGCGGUCCAAAAGAACGGCUGGAUAUCUACAAGCCCUCUGCAAGCACCUGUUUGCGGUCUGCUCUCUCAGGGGAGGGCACCACACUUGCCGUACAGCACUGUUGCUAUGAUGACCACAGGCAGCUAAUUACAAGAGGUAAUGGGGCAGGCACCCCCAACCUAAUAAGCACAGAGUUCUCUCCAGAGCUGCAUUUCAAGGUGGAUGUACUGCCCUGGAUUCUGUGCAAAGGAGACUGGAGCAGGUUUCAUGCUGUCCGCCCACCCAAUAAUGGAUUACAUUGCAUUGAGAACCCACAUCAGGACAUCUUCAUGAAUGAAUUGGAGGAGGCCAGAGAGUAUUGAAGUCCCUCGCCGAAACCCUUAUUCUGCCAUGGUGCUCAGUGUUUUGGCCAGCCGCGUAUUGGUGCUGUGUGUGUGAAGCAUGCCUUCUUGCCAAGUAGCUGUGUUUGUAACUUUUAACUUUUUAAAGCAAAACUACAAAACAUUUUACACAGGCUCACUGGAAUUGUGUACCUAUGCCUACAUUUCUGCAUAACCUGAAAUAUGUUGCUUCUAUCUCAUUUGUACUUAUUUUACGAGGUGGCUAAUUCGUAUUAAUUGAUAAAACCACAUUCAACAACCGCAGUGCCUCUAGUGGACACUUCAAACAAAAGAUGUGGCGAUAGGUCCUAGGACAGCCUGAUCUAACGAGAAUUCAGACAUAUUUUUUACGAGUUGGUUAAUUUGUAUGAAUUUGUACGAAGUUAAUCGUGCCAAAAUGAAUGAUUAACAUAAAAAAAACAAUAAAUAAUUAGCCACCUCAUAAAAUACGUACGCAUUGCCUUGAGAUAGCGUUGACCAGGAGUAACAUACACUCACCUAAAGGAUUAUUAGGAACACCAUACUAAUACUGUGUUUGACCCCCUUUCGCCUUCAGAACUGCCUUAAUUCUACGUGGCAUUGAUUCAACAAGGUGCUGAAAGCAUUCUUUAGAAAUGUUGGCCCAUAUUGAUAGGAUAGUAUCUUGCAGUUAAUGGAGAUUUGUGGGAUGCACAUCCGGGGCACGGAGCUCCCGUUCCACCACAUCCUAAAGAUGCUCUAUUGGGUUGAGAUCUGUGAGCCAUUUUAGUACAGUGAACUCAUUGUCAUGUUCAAGAAACCAAUUUGAAAUGAUUCGAGCUUUGUGACAUGGUGCAUUAUCCUGCUGGAAGUAGCCAUCAGAGGAUGGGUACAUGGUGGUCAUAAAGGGAUGGACAUGGUCAGAAACAAUGCUCAGGUAGGCUGUGGCAUUUAAACAAUGCCCAAUUGGUAUUAAGGGGCCUAAAGUGUUCCAAGAAAACAUCCCCCACAUCAUUACACCAACAGCACCAGCAGCCUGCACAGUGGUAACAAGGCAUGAUGGAUCCACGUUCUCAUUCUGUUUAGGACAAAUUCUGACUACCAUCUGAAUGUCUCAACAGAAAUCGAGACUCAUCAGACCAGGCAACACUUUUCCAGUCUUCAACUGUCCGAUUUUGGUGAGAUCAUGCAAAUUGUAGCCUCUUUUUCCUAUGUGUAGUGGAGAUGAGUGGUACCCGGUGGGGUCUUCUGCUGUAGUAGCCCAUCCGCCUCAAGGUUGUGCGUGUUGUGGCUUCACAAAUGCUUUGCUGCAUACCUCGGUUGUAAUUAGUGUUGCUUUCGUCAACGAAAAGUAUGACGAAAUAUAGUCGUCAACGAACCUUUUUCACGUGACGAAAACGAGACGAGACGUAACGAAAAUGCUGGUCAUGUGACGAUGACUAUAAUAAAAUGUAUAAUGCAAUAUUGUUGACGAAUAAAAACGAGACUAAAAGUGGUUUACAAAAUAAAAACUAAGCUAAAAUGUCUCUUCAUUUUCGUUGACCAAAACGAGACGAGACGAAAUGUUAUAACGUUAUUUCGUCUUUUACCCAUCUCAGCAUCUCCGCGCCCCCACCACCUGACUGCAGGUGAUCACGUGUGUUGUUGGCGCUGCGUAGAUCAAUCAAAACAUGAAAGUACCGCGAGAGUGAGUAGAAAGCAUGCGGGGCAGUCAGCUCUCGCGAUGCUUUGAUAUCAUACGCCUCCAUUUGCACGUUAAUGGGCAUUUCAAACAGUGUACGCGGCAACCGCGAGACAUGCGGAAAGCGGAGAAACGGGGGCGGUUACAGAGGUGAAGCGGAGUUGGUCCACAAGCCUUGCUCGUGCACCUAAGAUCCUCUCCCUUUUACGGACACGACUCUUCAUGGCAGUCGCUGUUGAAGAUAAACACAUUUCCACUAAAUGCUGCACAAAACGCUUCCACUACAUGAGAAACGCUGUAGCCGCGCGGCAAUUCCGACCGGGAAGAUGCAGCAUUCUGGCUCCAAAUGUAAAAGAAAAGUCCAAAAUAAAUCCAGUGCAUCACUUUCAGGUCAGUUCAACAAGCCUGUUAAAAUCUAUAGCUUUGAUUGCUGACCCCAUGAGUAUAACAAUGUACAAAUUUAUAUCAUGUAACAGUUGUUUAAAUGACAUUGUGCUGCGUUGCGUUUUGAAACAUUGUAAAUCUAUGCUAAAGACAUUCGUUGUUUUGUAUAUGCUUAAUAACUACACUUAUUUAUUAUUUAAAUAA
Paramisgurnus dabryanus is the source of this 4098-nucleotide messenger RNA. RefSeq names its product isthmin 2b (gene ism2b). The record is from RefSeq and is a predicted model, not a curated record. NCBI's taxonomy places the organism in Eukaryota, Metazoa, Chordata, Actinopteri, Cypriniformes, Cobitidae.